This is a messenger RNA of Plectropomus leopardus (leopard coralgrouper), 1767 nucleotides long. RefSeq lists its product as uncharacterized. The record is from RefSeq and is a predicted model, not a curated record. Lineage: Eukaryota; Metazoa; Chordata; Actinopteri; Perciformes; Serranidae.
GUUGAAGCUAAAUAAUACACAAAUUAGAAAGGACUCAAAGAUGAUUUAAAUGCUUUGGACAGACAGCCUUGAUGUCUCACGUUGUACCCGUAAGUACACAUCUGAUGUACUGAGAAAUUCUGGAUCUGGCCUAUUGCCUCGCCCACCAGCGCUGUUUGUACUACGUUUCCCAGUAAAGAGCUGCAAGUGUCAAGAUGGCAAACUGCAGAGGAAACAUGGGAGAGUUUCAGCCAUACAUGUUUGAGCCUCAGUCAGACCCAGACUCAGACGAGGAGCUUUUUGAGCACCAAAAUCAGAGACUAGCAGAUGUACCAGAGUGUGAAAGUGUGCGACACCCAGUCUUCACUGCCUCACCAAAUGAAGCUGAGCAGGAAUCUAGUGCUGCUGCUUCAGUCCAGUCAGCUAAAAAUGGAGAGAAAUCAGGGGAAAACAAUGCUGUUUGUCAAGACGAUGGGACGACAACCAACCAGUCACAAAAUGACCAAAAUAGAGAUUCUGAAGAAGAAGAGGAUGAAGAAUUUAGCACCUCAUUAAGUGUAGGAGACGGACGCUACCUGGUGGAUUUGGGGAGUCCGUCCGAGUUCAUCGUUGACGAAGAGUGCAUCCUCCAGCUGUUCAAGACAUGCAGAGAAUGCCACAAACCAUGUAAAUAUGUUAGAAAACAAGUCAAAGGACUGAAGCUUGUGGUGAAUCAGGCAUGCAGCUCGUGUCCAAGUAACUAUAAAUGGACUAACCUGCUCGAGGACGACGAGGAUUUCCAGAUAAAUGGAAAAGAUGUGAUACACGGACAGGCCAACUCGGCACUCAAGUAGUGAUACGAGCUAAGGUAGCGCCAUGUAUGAAGUGACGCUCCGCGCAGACCGUGAUUGUACAGACGUUUCUUUGAAGCAGGAAAAUGUUCCAGUUUAUCAUCUUAACUGGCGACACGGUGGACUAAGCAGCUGGAUGUCGGGGGACGUUGUGCUGCCUUUGUGGAGUUUGUCCAUUUUUCUCUGGAUAGUCGCAACUUCCCUGUAUGUUUGUACCCUUAUUUGUUUCCUGAUGCCAUCAAACACCAUCUAAUGCAAGCGAGAGGGGGGUUACCUCUGCUUUUGGUUAGUAGUGAGAGAGAGAUGGUUCCCUGAGCAAAGACAUUCUUCUCUUUUCGAGGAAAACUUUUAUCAGAUUUCUUAAUAUGACAUUAAUGUUUUGAUCUGGUUCGGUCCUUGUUACAGAGUAGUUUCAGAAUGCGCAGCUGCUUCGACAAGGGUUGUUGUCAAAUGUCAAAUAAUAUUGAAUAUUGUUUUAAUCACUUGUGCUUCAUUGUUAGAUGUUAAGCUCAAAACCUCAUUUGCACCUGCUAUAAAAAGGCAAUCUGUAUCAGGAAAUGCCAUCUGGGUAAUGCAUGGAACAGCACACAGGAUGCAUUAUGACCGAAAUGACAUUACAUGUGGAUGUGGUCACUGUGACUGGAUAUCAGCCAUAUGUAAAUGCUAUCCCUACCAAGAUGAAAUGUCACCAAACUCUCCCUGUUUACUUAAGCAAGCCUGGCAAAUAGUACAAAUAGUAGCAGUAAGGGCUGCACAGUUAAAUCAAAAUAUUAUCAAAAUUGCAAUAUGGCCAAGUUCGAAAUCCAAAUCGCAGGAGCCGUAAUUUUCUAUACCAGAUCAUAUCAAUUAUUAUUCAUUUGGACUUGAAAGAAUGCUUUUUUGGUAUAGACCCUGGUAAAACUCACAUUAUCAUCAUUUAUAUAUUUUUUAUCAGUGAAAAUAAAAUGCAAAAAUGACA